Molecule: messenger RNA, 2632 nt
Organism: Drosophila bipectinata
Lineage: Eukaryota; Metazoa; Arthropoda; Insecta; Diptera; Drosophilidae
Gene: Rbf2
Product: Retinoblastoma-family protein 2
Biological process (GO): negative regulation of G1/S transition of mitotic cell cycle; cell differentiation; regulation of transcription by RNA polymerase II
Cellular component (GO): transcription regulator complex; nucleus; chromatin
Molecular function (GO): RNA polymerase II transcription regulatory region sequence-specific DNA binding
Source: RefSeq, a predicted model, not a curated record
CGAAGUCGUUCGCGCCUUUGGAAAAUUUGCAUUGUACAGUCAAAACAACGUUUAAAACCAAAACACUGUGGAAUUCCACGUAACUCUGAGAAAAUAAUAAAUAAAGGCAAACAAUAUAGCUUCAAUGAACAUCUGCGAGGUGGAUGCUCUACCAGAUACGCUGCUCCAGCGCUUCUACGCGAGCUGCGAGCAGCUGGAACUGGACCCAAAAAUUCAGAAUAGCGCCAUGGCCACAUACAGGCGGUUCGAAGCAGACGGCAAUCUCGCCCAAAGUGGAGGCGAUGAUAUGGCUCACGAGUGGCUAUGCUGUGCUGUCUACAGCGAGCUGCAGCGCGUGAAGAUCCGGGAGAUGCGGGAGGAGUCGAAGCGGGGAGCACCAAGUGAUCCCCCGGAUCAGAUCAAAAAUAGUUGUUGGAACCUGUCACUGACCCGUCUCCUUCGAAGCUUCAAGGUGAACGUGUCGCAGUUUCUUCGCCGGAUGGAACACUGGAACUGGCUGGCCCAGAACGAGGGAACCUUCCAGCUGGAGGUGGAGGAGCUCCAGCGACGACUGGGAAUCACUUUGACCCUGAGGAAGCACUACAAACACAUCUUCGAGAAGCUAUUUGUCCAACCGGCCGAAGAUGCGGAUUCCGAGGCAGUGACACUUUACACGUCCCUGUACGAAUUUGGAUGGCUACUCUUCCUGGUGAUCCGCAACGAGUUACCCGGUUUUGCCACUUCGAGUCUGGUGAGCGGGUGCCAGGUACUGGUAUGCAGCAUGGACCUUCUAUAUGUUAAUGUUCUGGAGGUGUCCAGAUCCGUAGUCAUUCGUCGUGACUUUGCCGGAGUUCCUCCCAACUGGGAUUCGGAGGAGUUCGACAGUAGUUUCCUGAGCAAAUACAGCGCCUUGGAGCAUAUUGUUGCUCUCAUCCCGCAGCUGCCGGCAAAAGGAGUAGCCCAGAUGAAGAAAGCCUUUUUCCAUAAGGCUCUUAUGGUGCUAUUUAUGGACCACAUCCUUCUGGGAAACAACAUUCACAUGCGGGAGAUCGUCAAGGAGGGUAUGUUGGACGUGAACUUGGGUACUUUGAACAGAAAGUACGACACUCACGUGGCCGACAUCAGUGAGAUGGAUGAACGGGUCCUGCUGUGCUUCCAAGAGAUGAAAGAGAAGCCAAAGGACCCCAAUGCCAGCCCAUUGUCCAUCUCCACAACCUCUACCCCCUCCUCCACGUCGAAACACAAGAGACUUCUCUCCCAAAGCCUGCCACUGAAGCUGGCCCCUAGGAUUGUGGAGUGCCUGAAGGAUGAAGGGAAAGGUGUAAUAAAAUAUCUGGAGCAGUCUCUGAAAUCCAUGGGCCAGAAGUUCAAUGCAGCCGCCAAGGAUUACAUAACGGCCCAGAUGGCGGACGAGUGUUUCCGCCUAGCCAGCGGGUUGUACUACAAAUUUAUAGAAAAAAUUGUGACCUCGGAGAUGACCCUAAAGCCCUGGCUGAAGAUUAGCAAAUUAAUUAAGCAGCCCACCCUGACCGAAACUCUACUGGCCUGCUGCCUAGAAGUGGCACUGCAUGUCCAUCACGAGGACGUGGAAGAACUGCAAUUCCCAUUUAUCCUGGACUGUUACUCGCUGGACGCCUUCGACUUCCAGAAGAUUCUGGAGGUGGUCGUGCGCCACGAUCAGGGGUUACUCGGGCGGGAAAUGGUAAAGCACCUGCACGCCUUGGAGGACGAAUGCCUCGGGUCACUGAUCUUUCGCCGAGGCUCUCAGCUUUGGCGGAGUUUGGGUAAGUCGUCCCACUUACCGGGCUACCAGGAUGUCCAAGCGGAGGGCAAGGAAAACGCCUCGACGGGUGCUGAGAUAUGUCUGCGAAAAUUCUACGGGUUGGCCAAGAGGCGCCUCACUGUGCUCUGCCAGAGUAUUGGCGUAGUAGAGAGCUUCGCGCGAAUCUGGCACCUGGUCGAGCACUCGUUUACCACCAAAGGUGGCCAAUUGCUGCGACAGCGCAGUGUGGAUCAACUGCUUCUCUGCGCCAUCCAUCUUAAUGCUCGCUUGCAGGACCUGCGUCUCUCCUUCAGUGUGAUCAUCCAGCACUAUAGACGCCAACCGCAUGCCCGCAGCAGCGUCUAUCGCGAGGUGGCCAUGGACGAUGGUCACACGGCAGACAUAAUCCGCUUCUACAACCGGAUCUACCUUCGGAGCAUGAGCACCUAUGGACGACUGCUCCAUUGCCAGGAGCCUCUGGGCAAUAAAACUAAGAAGGAUACCAAUGUUUUGCUAGAGGCAUCACCCCUGGAGGCCCGGCUCGCUAGGAAUAUCUGUGUCACUUCGCCCUCGCCGAGCAUCUGCUUGAGGGAAUCCUGCUCAGCCCUCGCACUACAAACAGAGCGCGAAUCCUCGCCGGUUUCCGACGCAGCACCCAACUUGAAGCGCACUCUCUCCAACAAGGAGCUGGGUAUCACCAAGCGGCCGAACAUCCUGCGAAGACGCACCUGCUUUCAUUGAUCCACCUGGCUAAUGUAUAUCUUGGGGCUUUAGGAUAGAUUGUAAAAAAUUAAGUCCUUACAGACGUAUCCUGAUCUUUCAGGACUCUUAAGGAAAUCUCCUUACUGUAACACAACUGAGAACUGAAUAGAGAACUCCAGCUCCUGGAGC